UAAGAAAUAGAAAAUUCACCCUUGUAGUUUUGACAACUAGGUCUGGACGAAGAAUUGAGACAAAAUCCUAAGCACGUCCAGAAGUAAAACGCCGUUGUUUUUAUUGUUCCACACUUGCGCAAUUGUUUUCAUUGUUCCAGCACGCUGCUGUUAAAUCGCAACUGUUUCCAUUGUUCCACCACCACUACCACCACCAGAAUGUCAUCAAACCCCCCUGAUGAACAUGCUCCGCGCUCCACGGACGGGGCAAACGCUUCGCCCGUAGGUAGAAGUAGUCGUGCGCCGGAUGAUGUCGCACAACACUCGUUGCCAACUUUGCUAGAAAAAGAGGAGCCAGCCGCGGCGAAAGGAUCUGCGACCGGUAUGGCCGCGCAGAGGAAGAUUUCCGGCACUUUGGAAAUCGCACUAGAAGGUAACGACUGCAACCACUUCUCGGCGGCUACCAUUACGGGCGGUUGGUUGGAGGCGACCGAUGGUACUCGUUUUGCUCUUUCGCCCGGUGGGAAAAUUUCGUCUGUGAUCGUGCCGUCUGAAAACGACAAGACGACUCGUGUAGUCGGUCUGGCCACGAGCCAGAAGGAAAAAGAGAACGAACCCGAGCCCACCCCACCAGAGAUCAUAGCGAGUGUGAACGAGAACAAACUCCUCCUGGGCGACGAAAACAAGAACUUCUACCCGGACGAGGAUGAGGACAAGAAGAAGGAUCACGAGAAAAAGAACAGCCGGGAGUUGGAGGGCCUGUUAUUCGAAGACUUCGACGGGCUGAGCUCAAUCGGGAAGAAUUCCCCCGGAGAUUGUGAGUUGGAGCUGGAUGGGGCGCCAGAAUUCGAGGAAAGCGAAAAGGUGGAAGAGAACAACAAGGUCAAGGAAAUGCAUACAGUGCGCGACGAGGCGAAGACGAAGCAGAUGAACGACCGGCACCAGAAGACCCCGGCCGCGGAGGUUGGAGCACAGGGAGCGGCCGAGUUGCUACCCUUCCCGAAGAAGCGCGAUUUUUUCGCCGGCGAACUGUUAGGGCAGCGCCUGCCCGACCCGACGUUCGCGGCGAUCGACUUCCACGCAAAUCCGCCAUCUCCGCCGGACACGCGCGAGCGGAGCUGCUUCGAUCAGAAGGCCGAAGACGAAAGAGAGGACAUCUUCCGGGCGGUCUGCAACGCGGUCGAGCGGCGCAACGGAAUGGGUAUGGACCCACGGCAGGGCCUCGGCCCACUGCGCGAGCGGUCAGCGAGCGCAGUGAUCACGGGGCGCGAUGCGUACACACGGACGGAGUGGGAUAUCCUUUGCCAAGAUGCCGCGCGCUCUUCUUCUUGUUCUUUUCUUUCGAAGCGCAGUCAGGUGGUCACGAUGGAAAAACAAAAAGCGCAACGAUCGAGCCGCAAGAAAUGAAGUGCAAAACUUGCAACGCUCGCUGUUAGAAACCACAAAAAUAAACUGCGUGGCCAAAUCUGAAACGAAAACAAAGAAUCACUUUUGAAGAACGAGCAGAAGUGCGCGCGGGUGUUUUUGCACCUCAUACAGAAAGAUGGACUGCUUUACGAAUGGCUGGAGGAUUAUCCACAAAAAAAAAGCCAUCCCCAUCCAAACUGUAGACUAUGUUGCUUUUUGUGCAUGUUUCGCGCCACUACUAGUGGUGCGAAACAUGCACAGAGUCCAGGAACUUGCCAUGCAAAAAACUCUUUGAUGGGCAUGGCUCUUUUCUUCUGGAUAAGUGUCAGAAAAAAAAGCCGAAGGGCGGCUAUUCCCGCCCGAGAGUCCCAAAGUGCUUCAGUCCGUUCAUAAGCAAGUUCGGCGAUGAGUACGUAUCUAGUGCAAAGGUAUCGCACUCGUAGCAAUUGCAGUUUGUUAUGAACAACGACAAGCGUUUUUUGUUUUUCUAAGGUCAAUCAGCACAACAAGUACAAAUUUGAAAUUUCAUUUUUCAUGCAGAGAAAAAAACUGUCAUGCAAUUCAUAAAACUCGCGCGAUGCUUUUGCAAUUCAUAGAACUUCGACUUGGAUGACUCGGAGGAUUUAUUGCACCUACAGUCCGAGAACGACUCAGAGCAUUCGCAGCUGGAUUUGGCCGACAAGAACAGGUAUUGUGUUAAAUUUCGCAUGCAGAAGCUGUUGUAGUUGAAGAUAGAAACUAAGCGCAAACUAACCGUCGAUGUGUAUUGACAAUCAUGCUUGAGGGACAUCCUCAACACUUAUACAGGUGUAUCAAAACCUGCUCAAUAUGGUCGCGUGGUGAAGCGGAAAGUGAUACUUUAGCACACAAUACCUCCGGGGGCAUCAUGGCAGGUGGUGCGAGUGUCCAUGCGGAAAUGAAGAAGGCUCGUGUACCGGGAUCCGAGUUUGCCUUUUCGUCCAAGGACAUCUUCACUGACCAGCAAAAUGGAAAUACAACCACGGAGACAAAAGCUAAAAUAUCGCCCUCUUCCCUGCGCCACAACAUUCUGCCGAGCGUUGAGGUUGACACGGGUGAUCUUGAGAUGGAGGACAAGUUUUCUACCAACUCGACGCGCGGCCACCGAAAUAACCCGAUCAACGCUGCCUCAUCUUCAUCUACCUCCACUUCUACUGCGGUAAAUUUCCUGAACAAAAAAGCAACGCCAGCUGCUGGUGCGGAUUCCGACCCUUCUUCUUCCGUGGACGACAGUUGGCUCGACGAGAAUGGGGAGAAGAUGUCUGUGGCGGCGUACUGGUACAAACGAAGUUCGAAGAAGGUGGCAGCCCGCGCACAGGCAAAAUUGGCGCAAAAGAAAUCGGGUAGCGGCGAGGACAAUGAGAAGAGCGAGCUGGUGGAGGAUCAGAAAGUCGAGGAGGACAGCGAGUGCGAGGAAGAGGAGGAAAACGACGGUGGAAGCAAGAUCGAGAACUGCUCUGGCGAGGAGAAAGGCGAGGAUCAAGACUCUGAUUUAUAGAUGGGCUCCUGGAAAAUUUUAUGCAAAAAUACUUUCACUUCUCCCUCAACGUCGACACCGUCGAAAAAGGCAUGGACAUCAUACGGAAGCCUUUGCUUUUGCAAAUUAAAGGAAACGCAUGAGCAAUCGAAGAUACGACAGCAGCGACAUCGGUAACCUAAAUACAAAUAGGAAGAGGCAUGCUCUGGACACAAAAUUACUUGUAUUUUUACAGCAUUGUCAUGAGCGUGAUGGUGAUGCUUCCAGCGAGCUGUAGGUUGCACUGAAAAAAAAGGGUUGAAACAGUAGAUGGAGAUGCAGAAAUAGUCUGCAUUGAUGCAAGUCGCGCGUCGAUGGGUGUCCGCGUGCUCGAGCGAGAAAAAGUUUUUCCAUUCGAUCUGCUCUUUUUAGGGUUUCGGAAUUUUCAAGAGAGCCCGGGAACCGGACGACGAGGACAUCAACGCAUACAACCUAAACCUAUUCGAGUGCUUCACUAAUAAACCAACUGGGAUUUCUUACAGAUGAGAACCAUUGAUGUGCUUACGUUUAGCGUGAAGAUGAACAAAUGAAAUCACACCGCCAUCCAAUGUGAACAUAGAUGAAGAGAAGGCUACGACGGUUCUCAUAAUAUGGGUUUUCGGUUGGCGGGUUCAUCAACUUUAUAAGAAAUAGAAAUAAAAACAUGCGAGGAUGCUAGUACUUGGCGAAAUAAUAUUAAUAGGAAAUUGUCGGAAUUGAAACUCCUGCAUUUGCUACACUGCUGACUCAAGGUUGCGCAAAUAGAAAUACGCAGCAAGAAGUGAUGUAGUUUCUAAUCGAUUUACGACGAGUGGUUUAUUGUUCCUUUUUCUUCGAUGAAAGCGAGCGACAUGAUUUUAUUCGACGGUGCUAACCAAGUCGAAAAUAUAAAGUGCGGCAGUAGAUCAUAACAACGCAAAUUUAGGCACUUAAUUUUUGGAAAUAAGAUAGAGACUACGACUACAGUUGUUGAGCAAGUUUCUUUUCUAGACGGCCUAGGACUUCGACUUCAUCUGUGUGGAAGCGGACUUCAUAUUGCGGAGUCUUCCACCAGUCUCAGCUGGAAAAAAUUGCUACAUUACAAGGUACAGUCCGGGUGUGUGAGUAUGUGUAUGAAAAUAUGCGAAACUCAUUUUUUUAAUUAUUUUUUUAGCGACUCAUAGGAUUGCGGCUGCGGUGAACACGUGACGUUGUCACAAAUUUCAAACAUUUGCAUCGAACGAACGUGUUGUGGCCUUUUGAUGGGAGGCCAUGCUCUACCUCUUUUUUUGUUCCUUUCAUCACUAGGCUUCGGCGUGAUCUAGCUGCACAUAUGGCUGUGGCUCAUGUUUUGAUUUAUUUUGGCAGCACUACCGAAACGAAAUCGCAAAGGAAAGACGGGAGAUGCUCACUCCGUCUGCACAUCACGAUUUACUCUUUCUAAACGUGGUUUUUUUCAGCUUGUUGGAGUUGUUCUUGUCUCCUCCUCCUGGAACUGAAGAAAGGAUUAUUUCACUAAUAGGUAGUGUCCUACUUGAUGAAGAUGUUGUCUAACAGACACACACGACAUUUCAAAUGAAGUAAGGCAAUUGAACUUUGCUGGGGGUACUACUAUAUGAAAAAGCUUCGGCUUGUUGAUCAUGAAACGCAAAGAAUUACAAGAACGAAGAACGGAGACUGGUGUAGGAGGUGCUGACUCUCGAGCCUAGAGAGACUACGACAGGCUUUCGAACCACCAGGGAGG
Molecule: messenger RNA, 4622 nt
Organism: Amoebophrya sp. A120
Lineage: Eukaryota; Dinophyceae; Syndiniales; Amoebophryaceae
Source: the annotation of a GenBank genome assembly